Plodia interpunctella (Indianmeal moth) is the source of this 4869-nucleotide messenger RNA. RefSeq names its product Protein phosphatase 1 regulatory subunit 15 (gene PPP1R15). The transcript is spliced from 3 exons. Gene Ontology annotation, biological process: response to endoplasmic reticulum stress. NCBI's taxonomy places the organism in Eukaryota, Metazoa, Arthropoda, Insecta, Lepidoptera, Pyralidae. The record is from RefSeq and is a predicted model, not a curated record. Gene Ontology annotation, molecular function: protein phosphatase regulator activity. Bases 406 to 2697 code for a protein of 763 amino acids. Gene Ontology annotation, cellular component: endoplasmic reticulum; protein phosphatase type 1 complex.
UGUUUGAAUCUCAAACAAAUACCAUGCCACUCACUCACUCAGAGUAUUACUUUUCUCAAAAUGGCUGAACUGUAAAGACGUGAUAAAUAUUUUCGUUACAAUGGAGCUCAAAUACGCGAACGUGAACAAAGGAAACAACAUAUUUGCCACUGAUAUUGUGAUCCUCGAUAGUGCUAUCUACUUGGAUUCUUGUGAUACAUCGGAGGACUUGCGAGGAUCGUGUACAGCUUGGCGCACCACAUCGCCCAUCAACUUGUGUCCUAGAAUGAAUAGAUUCAUUCACCAGCCUUUUCCAUCAACUCCUAAGCGUAUCAUCUUUGGAACAAUGUCUGCGUGAGUGAUAAUGGCUUAGCAUCCUCUUGACUGUGUAUAUAUGCUGACUGUGUUAGUGAAAAGUGUGCUAAGAUGAAUAUACCUACUGUUUUAGAUUGGCGCAAUAAGCGUAACUUAAAUCAUCUUUCAGUCCAAUCCAUGAAUUAUUCCACGUAUUCUUUACCAGAUAUUACUGAAAACAAAAAUAUGAAGGGCGAAAUUUAUGAUAUGUACCAUCCGGAUAUCAAAACCUUUUCGGAAAUGGUGACAGAUAAAAAAUUCGACGGUAAAAAUGAAAAGUCGGAGCCUUGGUUGAUAAGGUCGGCCCUGCACAUGUGUACGAUGAUAUUCCGGAAGAUAUCGGGGCGCGCGAGUUCGCCGGAGCUGUCUUAUCACGACUGUGAGCCGCCCGGCCAGGAGGCGCCGACUGGUUUCUGGCAGAGCGCCAGAACUGAAAAUAAAAAUGUUGAAGCUCGUACCGCGCUCUCAGACUGGCGCUCAGACAUGAAUGGCGGCUACGACAGCGUCGUCGCGUCCUGCGAAGACAAGCUGAACAAGGUGCGACAACUUAUCAGCUCCAAAUCAGCUCCUAGUUCUCCUAAAAGCCCAGCGUACAAGUCUAGACGAAGAAGAAGAGUGUUUGUUGAGUCGAAUUUGGUUGAAGAUUGUUUUGAAGACGCCUUUAGUCCAGAAGAUUUCAUCAAUGAGAGUAACAGUGAUGGUCUAACAUUUAUUAUUCCAUAUCAAUAUCAAAAGUGUGAAGUUUUUGAAAUAGAAACUCCCAAAAUGAAGAUUGAAAAUCAAAUGACAGACCUUAACAGCCAGAAUGUGCCAGAGGAUAAAAAAGAUCUUAAUUUAAAAGUAGAUGCUGUGAAAACAGAUAUUGUUGAUUUUGUCGAGCCAGAGGCCCCGAAGAAAACCAACAUUGAAACAGUGUCUUCUUGUGAAUCAAAAAUAAUGCAGCUUCAAGCAAUGCUUAAAGAGAGACGCAAGAGGAACACUAAGACCUUGCUGAACUCUCCCGAUUCUGCUCCAGAACCGGUUAAAGAUCUUCUGACUGACCAUACCAAACCUAAAAUCAUUCCAUCUCCAAAAAUUCAGGACAAACGAUACAAAAACCGGCAUCGCCUGUCAACCGGAAAGCGAAAAAAGGCGGAAACCAGAAAAUUGAUCAAUGACGACAUGCUGUUUGCUGAUGAAAUUGCUGAAGAUCCUUCCAGCUUUAAUAGUUCUCCAAUAAUUCCUGUAGCUUUAGAUAAAUCUGUAGAAAGUCUGGGGUCUUCUGCUGACGACUGUUUUGAUGAGGUGGCCGGUCGCUUCCGCACGGCGUCCGGCACCGACAGCGACGACUCCUUCCAAGUAGUGUUCGCAGACAGCCCACGAGCGAUGCGUCCCUCAGACUGUGAGUCGGAGGACUCUUUCAUUGUCUUUGAAGACUCUCCUGACAGCUGUUACACCUCCAAUGAUGUGUUUGGGGAUGAGUCAGAUUCAGAGUCAGAAUAUUCAGACUCAGAUUCUGAAGUCAGCGACUCUGGCUGUGGAGAUUCUGAAGAGUUGAAAAUGUCUCAGAAUAUGACAAAAACAUUUGGAGAUCUGACGGACAAUAGUCUAUAUGAAGACAAGGACGAAGUGGACAAUGCGGUGAACAUUUGUGCAGAGAUCCCGAGCGAGCACCUGCAUCCGGAAUCAGCCGCGCGCGACACCGGUGUGCUGCUCAACGACGCCAAGAAACUCUUGAGGAGAAACCAGCCGCCUAAAAAGGUGCAGUUCUCGCCGCAGCCGCCGGCCGUGCUGGUGAUGCGCGUGUGGACGUUCGCGGCGCGGCAGGCGCGCGCCGGACACUGGGAGCGGCUCGCACUCGACCGCGACCGCUUCCGGCGACGGAUCGCGGACGCCGAUAUGGCGCUGUCGUGGGUGCUGAAGCCUCAACACCGAUCCAGGGUCAUGUUCCAGCGGUUCAUGCCGUGGUGGAACGCGCAGAAGAGGAAGGAGAUCGCCGACAAGAAGGAGGAGAAGAGACGGAUGGAGGAGGAACAGAGGAAGAUUGAAGAUCAGAAGAAGAUUGAAGAACAGCCGACAGAAUGUCAAGUGAAGGAGAAAGAGAAUAAUGAUAGCAAGGAAGAAGAGACAAACAAUGAAAAGGUUGUUGAACGUAACAAAAUUGAUGAGGAUCUGCCAAACAUUGGAGAUGAAAAUAGAGAAAUUGAUGGUGUUACAGCAAAUACGAAAAUUCCAAACGAAGAAUCAAAUGUUGAAAAACAUCCAGUUAACGAAAAAGGGAAUAUUGUUAGUGAUGAAAUGGAGAAACCGAUCAAUAACAGUGUUUUAUACAAAUCAGUUAGUGAAAUAAACGAAGCCAGGACUGGCGCUCACUUCGGAGUUUGAUGUCAAUCAUGCAGUUAAUGCAACAACCAAUGAAAUGGAGAUCGAAGCGUGGGACAUGACCGCCUCUGCCCCUGACGGCCGAUCGUGAAGUUGUUUCGUGAUUCAAAUCGAAAUUACAUGCCGUUAGAGCCCGUGCCAUGUAGACUGACAUCAAAUUUCGAAUCAAAUAAUAUUCUAAGCAUAUUUACUCGAAAAUGACAAAGGAGGAUGCUAAGUGCCUACAUCCAGAGACUGACUGUAAUGAAAAAGAUAAAAUUAAAAAAAAACCUUGUAAAUUAAUUGUAAGACAUGAUUAUAAUCAUUUAAACAUUAAAAACACGACUGCUGUCAAAUAUAUAGGACACCUCGCGCGCGGUGAGUUGCAAUAAAUUGAAUACCCUCCUUUUUUGAGCAGUCGCGUUAAAUUGUGUUCGGUGUUAACCACUCAGCUAAUGGUACCGCUCAAUAUUCGAGUACAAUCGGAAAAUCCUAUACUGAGUGAGGCACAGGCUGUGGUGACCACUUCCCAUCAGGAGGGCCGCACGCCAGCUUUACUGUUUGCAUAUAAUAGAGAAAUCGACUGCAUUCCAGUCGAGGCGAUUGUCUAGUUUUCAAAAUACUCAUCAUUUUCAAUAGAAAUACAGUUGAUUGUAAUCAGCGGCGUGUUUGCGAAUGCCCCAUUUAUUAGACCCCGAAAGGUAAUUACUCGUUUGAACUUUUAGAUUUUAAUUACUACAACAAUUACUAUUCAUUAGUUGAGUUGUACCGACAACGGACGCAAUAUUGUUUACGCCGCGUCACCCAAAUUGUUUUGUGAUAUCAACUUUUCCAAUGUUUAUUGUAAUUAAAACAUUUUAUAUCUGUAUGGGUACAUCAUAGUGUCUACAAUUUACAUAAUACACAUAGAUUUAACAAGUAUUUUUAAAAUUGCACAAUAUUUUUAAGUGUAUAUGUUUAGUUUCCAUUUUAUAAAGAUUACAUAAUUUUUGUUUAAUUAUAAUACUAAGUGUUGAACUUUUGAGUCGUAUGUUUAGUUUCUAGCAUUGCAUGAUAUAAUCUUUAUAAUCUGGAAAUUAUUGUUGUGUAUUGCGGUGCCUCAAAAUCAUAAGUGUUUGUGUAACUUUAAUGUAAAAAAUAAAACAAUUACAUGCAAAGGGAGGGACAUUUUUAUAACAAUAUUAAACAUUCAGAUCAGAUCUCAUUAACUUUUUAUUUCUUUACGUAUGUACUUCCAUUCGUGUGAUCGUCAAAACUGCCAAUCGAUGUGAAUUUAUUUGUAUCGUAAUAAACUGUGAUUUGAGGUAGGUAAUACAAAUUAUAUUAUACAUAGACUUAAAGUGGAUAUAUUAAUCACGGGAACUUAUAUUUUUUGCUGAAAUAUUAAUUGGAAGCCAUUUGUUUUACUUGUCCAUCCGCUUAGCCAUCUAGCUCAGAAAUAUUGUCAUUUCACAAUAUGUCCUACCGUGAUUGAUUCAUCCCGUAGCCGUAGUCGUGUUUAGUGUUAAUUGUACAAAUUGUACGUCCUUGUUCAUCGUCUAGAAUGUACCCGGCGUGUGUGGAACAUAGAUUACUUAUAUUCUUUCUCGUUAGAAAUCCUGUUGAUUCAAUGCCAAGCAAAAUUCGACCUAAUGUAAGCUUUUUAUAGCCGAAUUUAGCUUGCAUUAAUAAAUUAUCUUCAAAUGAUAAUGGACUUUUGGGUAAUAUCGUAUUGAAAUUGAUAUUGUCGAUAGUGACCAAACAUUUGAAUACAACAAAUUAACAGCGGAUGGGCACAGUAGUUCAACAUUUGUAUUGCGUAGUCUGUACGCGUGCGUCGCGUCGGCGUCUGACUUCGUCUAUUUACGUAGCCGGCAUUAGAUUAGACCCACCUUUCCUUUUGUUAAAGGUUGUGUUUUUUUAUAAAAAUAUAUAUAACGCGUGCUGAAUUCAGUUUCGUUUCAAUUAUAACUUUAAAUAUAUGAUUUAUUUACAAAACGUGCAGAAAAUGUUCUCCGAAGGAUAUAUACAGAGGAAGUAAUAGGCAUUUAGUUUUAUUGUUGUGUUUUGAUGUUUUUCUAUUUGUGAUAUCAAAUACGAUCCUUGUAUAGUAUUAACUGUGGGUUGCUAAGUUGUAAAUUUGAUGUAAAUAAUGUAUAUUCUUACAUGUUUUUGUAAAAGGUGUUCGGAAAUAAAUAACAUAGAAAAAUAAACAAA